Molecule: messenger RNA, 3360 nt
Organism: Drosophila kikkawai
Lineage: Eukaryota; Metazoa; Arthropoda; Insecta; Diptera; Drosophilidae
Gene: BicC
Product: protein bicaudal C
Cellular component (GO): cytoplasm
Molecular function (GO): RNA binding; protein binding
Source: RefSeq, a predicted model, not a curated record
CCACGAUGCUGUCCUGCGCCUCGUUCAACAAACUGAUGUAUCCGACAGCGGCAGAUGUCGCCAAGUCGCCAAUGGGGGGCGUGGGCAUGGACGGGAUCGGAUCCCUGGCCAGCCUGCAGGCCCUGCCCUCGACCACAUCGGUGGGCAGCGGAGCUCCCAGCGAGACCCAGAGCGAGAUCUCUUCGGUGGACAGCGAUUGGAGUGACAUACGCGCCAUCGCCAUGAAGUUGGGCGUGCAAAAUCCAGACGAUCUGCACACCGAACGGUUCAAGGUUGAUCGCCAGAAACUGGAGCAGUUGAUAAAGGCUGACAGCGUCAUCGAGGGCAUGAAUGGAGCCGAAUAUUUCUUUCAUGACAUGAUGAACACGACGGAUACCUAUGUGAGCUGGCCUUGCAGACUCAAAAUCGGAGCCAAGAGCAAGAAGGAUCCCCAUGUGAGAAUUGUGGGCAAGGUGGACCAGGUGCAGCGUGCCAAGGAGCGCAUCCUGAGCAGCCUUGACUCGAGGGGCACCCGUGUGAUCAUGAAAAUGGAUGUCAGCUACACGGACCACUCGUACAUCAUCGGACGCGGCGGCAACAACAUCAAACGCAUCAUGGACGAGACCCAUACCCACAUACACUUCCCGGACUCGAACCGCUCCAAUCCCACCGAGAAGUCAAACCAGGUGUCGCUGUGCGGCAGCCUGGAGGGCGUGGAGCGUGCCCGGGCCCUCGUGCGGCUCUCCACGCCACUUCUCAUCUCCUUCGAGAUGCCCGUGAUGGGGCCCAGCAAGCCGCAGCCGGACCAUGAGACGCCCUACAUCAAGAUGAUCGAGAGCAAGUUCAAUGUGCAGGUCAUAUUUUCCACACGUCCCAAGCUGCACACCUCGCUGGUUUUGGUCAAGGGAUCGGAAAAGGAAUCUGCCCAGGUCCGAGAUGCCACUCAGCUGCUGAUCAACUUUGCCUGCGAGAGCAUUGCAAGCCAAAUCCUUGUCAAUGUCCAAAUGGAGAUCUCGCCGCAGCACCACGAGAUCGUCAAGGGCAAGAAUAAUGUGAAUCUGCUGAGCAUCAUGGAGCGUACCCAGACCAAGAUCAUCUUCCCCGAUCUGAGCGACAUGAAUGUGAAGCCGCUGAAGAAGUCGCAGGUCACGAUCAGCGGGCGCAUCGACGACGUCUACUUGGCGCGACAACAAUUGCUAGGCAAUUUGCCCGUAGCGUUGAUUUUUGACUUUCCGGACAACCAGAACGAUGCCUCCGAAAUAAUGAGCCUCAACACCAAGUAUGGCGUGUACAUAACGUUGCGCCAGAAGCAACGCCAGAGUACACUGGCCAUUGUGGUCAAGGGCGUGGAGAAGUUUAUAGACAAAAUUUACGAGGCCCGCCAGGAGAUCUUGCGCCUGGCCACGCCCUUCGUAAAGCCUGAAGUCCCCGACUUCUACUUUAUGCCCAAGGACAAGGACCUUAACCUGGCCUAUCGCACUCAGCUGACCGCCCUAUUGGCCGGCUACGUGGACAGUCCCAAGACCCCAUCUCUGCUGCCCCCCGUCCUCUCCGGCCAGCUUACGCCCUACGCCAACAACAACCACUUGCUGCUCAACGCCAAUGGCCUGGCCACGCCCACUGGCAUAUGUGCGCCCACCCAGAAGUACAUGCAGCUGCACAACAGCUUCCAGCAGCAGAGCCAGCAGCAGCAGCAUCAGCAGCAGCAGGCGCAGGGUCGUCCGCUGGUGGUCAACCACAACAACAACUACCUGCAGGUGCCACCAGGUGUGGCCGGAGUGGCGCCGCUCAAACAGCCGCCCCCGCCGUCCGCGGGCAUAAAUGUCUCGCCGCGGAACAGCUGCAGCCAAAAUACGAGUGGCUACCAGAGCUUCAGCAGUAGCACCACCUCGCUGGAGCAGUCGUAUCCGCCGUACGGCCAGGUUCCGGGCGCAGUGUCCUCCAGUUCAUCUUCCUCGGCGGCGGCGGCUGCGGGUGGACUGGGAGCUGGAUGUGGCAAUAGUCGGGCGCACUACUCCCCGGACUCCACUUACGGCAGCGAGGCGGGCAGCGUGCCAGGCGGCGGCGGCGGUGGAGGAGCAGCCCGGCUGGGGCGACGCCUCAGCGACGGCGUCCUCCUGGGCCUCAACAACUCCAAUGGAGUCGGAGGAGGAGCCCACCUGCUGCCAGGAAGUGCCGAGAGCUACCGCAGCCUGCACUACGACCUGGCUGGCAGCGGAGGUGCCGGCCACAAGCACGCAGUCCACCGCGCCUUCGACUUUGACAUGAAGAGGGCCCUGGGCUACAAGGCCAUGGAACGGACACCGGUGGCGGGGGAACUGCGCACGCCCACGCCCGCCUGGAUGGGCAUGGGCCUAAGCUGCACCUCGCCGGCACCCGUCGACACGGCGGAUGACAAUGGUAACGCGGGAGCAGGAGCAAUAGGAGGAGGCGGUGCAGGCUGGCGACUGCCACCGGGCCUAGGGUCUCCGUACGGACUCAGUGCCACCACCGGACUGCUGGAUGCCACGCCCGUAAAUCGGCGUAUGCAGCUGGCCCAGCAUAAGGACAUUCAGACGCUGCUAACCAGCUUGGGUCUGGAGCAUUAUAUCAAAUUAUUUGUGCAUAACGAAAUUGAUUUGGAGGUGUUCACCACGCUGACCGAGGAGAACAUGAUGGAGCUGGGCAUCACUGCGUUUGGAGCUCGCAAGAAGCUGCUGGCGGCCAUUCACACGCUGCUGGCAAACGAGGCAGCCUGCAGCAGCAUGCCCAGCAGCAGCUCCUCGCAGAACUCCUCGUCGCCGCGUUUUUCGGGCAGUGCGGCUCCCGGCGCUGAGCGCCGUCCCUCCAACCAGUGGUGAUCUGCCACCGAGCGUCUAUUUAUUCACUUCCAUAGCUAGGUAGUUAUUGCAUGCCCACCCCACCAAUCGUAGUGCAGGUGAAUCGGAAAACGGAAAAAUCCGGAAAAAUAAUAGAGACCACCGGAUCCUGGGGUACACACAGAACUUCCCGCAGGUGCGCGUAGCAGCUAGGCCUUGACCUUGACUUAUACUCGCAUUUGUACUCAAAUUCCAAGUAGCAGUGCUGCGCAGGGAAGGGUGCCCUCUGGAUUCCAAUGCCUAGGUCCUAGUAGUUUCCUUCUUUUUAAGCCAAUAAUUUAUUGUGAAAGUAUUUAUAGAAAACCAAAACAGAAAAGCGUCUACAUCAAAAAUAUUGUGAAUUAUUUAUGAAAUCUAACUAAACGCGAGAAUGUAUUGUAAGAAAUGAAUUUAUGUAAAACAAUUGAAAAAAGCAACAAAAAAAAAACAUAUAUAAAAAAACCACAGCAUGUAUUAAGUGAUAAGCAAAACAGUCACGUACAAAACAUUUGAUAUGAAUAAAUUGAUGUCUAUGAAAAACUAA